AGAAAAACACAGCACCAGUUUAAGAGCUCUCUUAUCGUUCUCUCCAGCCUCCCACAGAAAAAUAUUUACUUGGAAGACUAUAUUGAGCUUCGUUCCAUUAGCCACUGAUCAAUAAGUUAUAAGUACAAAUGUCUGACCAUGUUAUUGGAAAGAGUUGUGUUGCUGGGUAUGAAUCUGUUUGGUUGAGUCGUUGGAUUCGGAGAGGUAGUGCAUACGGGUUAAAGGCUCAUAGUAACCGCGAUGCCAAGUGUUCUAUGAAGACACACUUGCCAGAUGAUGAUGGUCAGCUAUGGAAGGAAUCAACAGGUUCCAUAAAACUUAAGGCAAAAACGUUGAAUAGGUCUCUUGAUCUAUUUCCUAAUCUUGGUUUCCGCUCAAAGGAUAAGGAAACGGAUGAAGAUUUCACCAAGAACCAAUCAUCUACUGAGACUGAUUCUUUGCAGACAGAUAAACUGCCUCUAUCUGGCUCCAAUUCUUCAAAGGGCUUGAGAAUUUUGCAGGGCAAAGAAAGGGUCGAGAUAAUACCUGACAUUAACAAGGAACCUCUUAUAGUUGCGGAUAAGGAAGGAGAAACAAGCAGUUCAGCUACUCAAAGAAUGGAUGUUGAACACUUCGUCAACAACACCAUAUUACCUAAAGAGUGCAAGCGUUUACGUUUGACUGACACCAACUGUAGAUCACAAGUCAAACGUCUGAAGACAAACGCCUCGGAGAAUGAAACCAAUAGCAUGAUGGUUGUAGAAGAAGGCCCAUCCGUGGAGAAAAUGAACUACUUCUUUCGCAGAAUCUUUAAACACGGAUCAGGAAGAAAUCAAGAAUCUUCCACAUCACGUAACAGGAAUCUGACUAUGGGAGGAGAAAGAGAAGACGUGAAGGCUCUGCACCCAUGGAUUCAGAGAUGGUGCAAGAAAAAGUCUACAGAGACUCAUGAGAGAAGAGGAGGGCAACAAGUUAACCCAAAGAGCUUUGCGCUACAGAAGCAGUUUCCAAGAAUCGCAGCAAUGGCAUUGAUGGGGAAGGCUCUGAGAAGGUUUAAACCCGAGUGGUCUUAGAAAAGCCAACUCCCUGUCAUACCAAUCUAGCUGGUGUCAGAAACACAAUACAAAACCUGAAUCUACUUCAAAUAAACUCAGGAAGUGUGUCUGAAAAAGCAAUAAGUCUCAGCUCUCGUUAUUUUCUGUAACACGUAAUAGUAAACUUCCAUAAUUUUGCUUCGAUAAAAUUAUUAUUUUUCUCCA
Molecule: messenger RNA, 1238 nt
Organism: Brassica napus (rape)
Lineage: Eukaryota; Viridiplantae; Streptophyta; Magnoliopsida; Brassicales; Brassicaceae
Product: F-box protein At2g16365
Exons: 3
Coding region: 129-1052 (307 amino acids)
Biological process (GO): regulation of photomorphogenesis
Source: RefSeq, a predicted model, not a curated record